UAUUAGCACCUUUUUGUGUUUGUCCUGCCCACGCUAUCUCACAAAGCUUCCUCUAUCAUUCAAACAUUUCUUGUCAAGUUUGGUUUCUUUAUUUCCUACUGUUGCUUGUCAUCUCAAGUUUCUCAACAUAAAAAAUCUGGGUGGUGGUUUCUUGUAAAUUAAGCAUAACCAUGGACACUGGAAGGAACAGUAACAAUCUUGGUGAAGUAUCAUUUUCUUGUUACCUUGGCACAGCAAAAGAGAAAUUCAUACAAAAGAUUACAGAAUCAGUUCAGUAUCCGCAUCAUUCCAUCACUUCAAGCCCGGAUUUUCCCUAUUCAAUAAGCUUGGAAAGAAGCAAGUCCGGGGAGGGUGAAAUUGGCGUUUUUGAAGCUCAGAAAUACUACAACAUGAGAUUAGAGGAUGGUCCAAUUAUUAUUGAUACUGCAACUACUCCUGGGAACAAGAAAGCAAACCAGGUUGAACUCCUCCGCGUUAAAACGAAGAGCAGGCCAGGUACUCCAAGUGUAAGUUCUGAAGCAAGUUGGAAUAGCCAAACUACUCUAUUGCCAUCAUAUCAGAGAAGCCUACCUCGAGCUCAAAAUAAGCCGAAAAGGGUACAUGGAAAGAGUAGUUUUUUCGCUGGUCUUAGCUGCCAUGGAUCUUGUAAUGAUAAGAAAUCAGUUUAUGUUAGUCCAAAUGUUGAGCAUGUUGAGGCAGUUCGGGGAAGAGAACACAAAAAAGAAUCUACUGAAACUGUUCACAGUCCUAUCAUGUUGGAUGGAAGAAAGCUACAACCAAGAUUGAAGGUGAAAGAUGACUUUCAUAAGCCAACUUAUGAAAAGAUGAGUACUACUACUAGUAUGGAAUCAAACAAAGAAGAGCUUGUUGCGAUCACAGUUGCAAAUCCAGCGGUUCAAAACCUGGCCAUUAAGAGACAGUUGGCAAAAGAGAAAAUCAUAGAAGAAGAGUCACGAAAAUCACUAGAGGUGUUUGGUUCACAUACCCUGAACAAGGAAGUGAUAGAAAUGAAUCUUGAGAGGAAACUGUCUAUGUUAAGUUGGGAUGCAAUUCCAAAGACCCCGAAACUCCCAACUUCUUCAGUAAGGAGCCAAGUGUAUGAAGAUAUAGAGAGUGAUGCUAGCUCUGAUCUCUUUGAACUAGGGAACAUAUCAGGCAGUGGAGACGCACUGUUCACAAGGGGAACAUCUGAUGGUGUACCUGGCUGCAUGUCUCCAACUCCUUAUGCACCAAGUGAGACCAGCAUUGAGUGGAGUGUUGUCACUGCAAGUGCCGCUGAUUUCUCAGCUAUCUCGGAUUAUGAUGAAAAAAAACUCACAGAAAAUUUUAAUGCUAGUCCUGGUGCAAGUAAAGUUGCCAAAACCAAAUCCAUGGUGAAAGAUGCGCAAAGUGGCCGUUCAAGCAAACUACUGGGUUGCAACAGUCAUAAAGCAGUUAGAGUAGCUGAAAAUGUUUACAGAACUAGUGAGAAGGCCAAGUUUCAUCCACAGCAACCUCAAAGGUCAGUUACCCACAUGCCAGGGAGGAAGCUACAAGCUGAUAUUGAUGAAAGGUUUUGAUUUCCCGUUAGCAAAAGAACAAAAUGGCUUUGCCUACGUGAAGUUGAAGGAGCAGUGUGUGAUCGAAGGUGAUUUGGUGAAAAUUUUAGCUGAAAGUUUUCUUUUCGGUUUGAAUUUUUAGAUAAUAAUGCAAUUAA
Pistacia vera is the source of this 1696-nucleotide messenger RNA. RefSeq names its product protein PHYTOCHROME KINASE SUBSTRATE 3-like. Gene Ontology annotation, biological process: phototropism. The record is from RefSeq and is a predicted model, not a curated record. NCBI's taxonomy places the organism in Eukaryota, Viridiplantae, Streptophyta, Magnoliopsida, Sapindales, Anacardiaceae. Bases 171 to 1559 code for a protein of 462 amino acids. The transcript has a single exon.